CGCCCUGACUGCUCACAGCUGCCACUCACGGUGUCCGCGCGGGACCCGCGGGAAGGGGGCGGCGCUGCGCUUGCCCGGGAACCCCGGCUGGAGCCGCCCCUCGCGCGCCAGGGUUUGGGGGGCUUCCGGGAAGACGCCAGGCCUCCUGAGCAAGCAGAGGCUGCUGCGGCGCCCUCGUGCCAGCCCCGGGUGCUCACGUGCCGGCUUGCUGUGGGUCGGUGGCAAUCCACCACAUCUAGGGACCCAGGGAUGAGUGGAUCCUGGAGGGGUCCCCUGUGCCUUCUUGCUACACAGCUGUCUUGCUUCUUCCUACCCCGUCCCCUCUGCACCCUGUGCUCCUUGCAUGUCUCCCCAUCCCCGGGUGCAACUGGGUGUGAGUCUUCGUGGCGCCUUUCCAGCCGCCUUGCUAGGCCCGGCCGGUGAGCGGGGAGCCCAGCAGUUCCCUUAGUGCGUCCUGCGGCCGCGAGAGAUGAAGGCCACCCCCGCAGGGCUCUGAUCUCCGGCGCGCCCAAGUCCCCUGCCGCGUGCCCCUCACCAUGACCGGCUCCGCCGCGGACACUCAUCGCUGCCCCCACCCCAAAGGCGCCAAAGGCACCCGGUCCCGGAGCAGCCACGCGCGGCCAGUAAGCCUCGCCACCAGCGGGGGCUCGGAGGAGGAGGACAAAGACGGCGGGGUGCUGUUCCACGUGAACAAGAGUGGCUUCCCGAUCGACAGCCACACCUGGGAGCGGAUGUGGCUGCAUGUUGCCAAGGUCCACCCCAAAGGGGGAGAGAUGGUGGGCGCCAUCAGAAACGCUGCCUUCCUGGCUAAGCCUUCAAUUCCCCAGGUCCCAAACUACAGGCUGUCCAUGACGAUCCCAGACUGGCUCCAGGCCAUCCAGAACUACAUGAAGACUCUACAAUACAAUCACACAGGGACCCAGUUCUUUGAAAUCAGGAAAAUGAGACCUCUGAGUGGGUUAAUGGAAACAGCGAAAGAGAUGACCCGAGAAUCCUUGCCUAUCAAAUGCCUUGAGGCAGUCAUUCUGGGCAUAUAUUUAACGAACGGGCAGCCUUCCAUCGAGCGGUUCCCCAUCAGCUUUAAAACCUAUUUCUCAGGAAACUACUUUCACCAUGUCGUGCUGGGGAUUUAUUGCAACGGUUACUAUGGCUCACUGGGCAUGAGCCGAAGGGCUGAGCUGAUGGACAAGCCGCUGACCUUUCGGACUCUGAGUGACCUUGUCUUUGACUUUGAAGACUCCUACAAAAAAUACCUGCACACAGUCAAGAAGGUCAAAAUUGGGCUGUACGUCCCCCAUGAGCCUCACAGCUUCCAACCCAUUGAGUGGAAGCAGCUGGUCCUCAAUGUCUCAAAGAUGCUGAGGGCUGACAUACGGAAGGAGCUGGAGAAGUACGCCCGGGACAUGCGGAUGAAGAUCUUGAAACCCGCAAGUGCCCACUCUCCAACCCAAGUGAGAAGCCGAGGAAAAUCCCUGUCUCCCCGAAGGAGACAAGCAAGCCCCCCAAGGAGGCUCGGCAGGCGAGACAAGUCUGUUGGGAGCUCCAGGAGAACCAAGGCGAGGACUCAUGGCCCAGUGGCAAAAGGAAUUGAAGAGAACCACACUAACUUUGGAGACAAGGUGGAAGUAACCAGGAGGAAGAGGCCUGCUCUCCCUGAGAAGAAGGUGGCUGACCUCAGCACUCUGAAUGAAGUGGGCUAUCAAAUCCGGAUCUAGCCAAGCCAGGCUGGCAAGGUUUCUAUGGUGCUCUUUUCUGCACAUAACCCAGCAGCUUCAGGAGGACCUGCAAGUAUUCACGAAGAACUUGUGGAGUUUUGAUUUUGAAGGACUUACCUGGAAACAGAAUCUGAGUGUGUGGAAAUGGUGAGCUUUGAAACUCUCUGGGCAGCAAGCAUGACUGGGCUGAUGUGACGGACAGGCCCGUGGGUUGACUGUCUCCCUCACUCAGGACCUCAAGGACAACACUGCAGUUCUCUAUUUUUCCAUGUGCGACUGUUCCACUUGCUUUGGACAUUAUGCCUCAGCUGUAGUAAACGUCUGGAGUUCUCUCCCA
Messenger RNA from Peromyscus eremicus (cactus mouse), 2052 nucleotides. RefSeq names its product vasohibin 2 (gene Vash2). The transcript is spliced from 10 exons. Gene Ontology annotation, cellular component: cytoplasm. NCBI's taxonomy places the organism in Eukaryota, Metazoa, Chordata, Mammalia, Rodentia, Cricetidae. Bases 537 to 1715 code for a protein of 392 amino acids. Gene Ontology annotation, biological process: regulation of angiogenesis. The record is from RefSeq and is a predicted model, not a curated record.